This is a messenger RNA of Sugiyamaella lignohabitans, 1386 nucleotides long. RefSeq names its product Bsc6p (gene BSC6). Gene Ontology annotation, cellular component: membrane. Gene Ontology annotation, biological process: transmembrane transport. The transcript has a single exon. The coding region runs from base 1 to 1386 and encodes 461 amino acids. The record is from RefSeq and is a predicted model, not a curated record. Gene Ontology annotation, molecular function: transmembrane transporter activity. Lineage: Eukaryota; Fungi; Ascomycota; Dipodascomycetes; Dipodascales; Trichomonascaceae.
AUGACUACCAUUCCUAAAGACGAUGAAAUCCCGACUUCAUCGACACCCUUACUCCAGGAAUUAGCUACUGUAGUUAACCCUCUAGAGGACUUGGAGUCAUAUCAUACUACAGUUGAUGGCAAACGAUUUUACAAAGGUCGUCAGUCAUGGAGCAAACCGAUAGGAAAUAAGAUCAAAGUAUGUAUUGCUUUGGCAGGGUUUGUCAUGAUGGGCUUGAACGACGCAGCUCUUGGGGCAAUCCUUCCGUCUCUCGAAGAACAUUACAGUCUUAAUGACUUGCAAGUGUCAGUAUUAUUCUUGAUCCCGGUUUUUGGAGCGUUUUCGUCUGCUGCCAUGAGUGGCUGGGUCCAUACCAGGAUUGGUCGUGGCGGUGUUGGGCUUUUUGGAAUAGGAUUCAAUUUACUAUGUUAUUCUAUUGCACUUACCGCCCCUCCUUUUCCACUUUUAUUAGCAGCAUGUGUUUGUUCUGGAUUCGGAUCGGGUCUUAUGAAUGGUUCAUGGAAUGCAUGGAUUGGCGCUUUUGAAAAUGCUCAUAGCAUUCUAGGAGUUCUCCAUGCCAGUUAUGCUCUUGGUGGCCUCUUGGGACCGGCGGUCGUCUCAUUAUUAUUGACCUUGGAACAACCCUGGUAUUAUUUCUACCGGCUAAUGGCCUGUAUUGCAGUCACCAUGCUGAUUUCAGUUUCUAUUGCAUUUCGCAACGACACAGCUCAAGCUUAUAAUAUCGAAACAAACCAAAUGCAUUCUACCACCAAUGCGGAGGAAGAACAUGAGAUUGAUCAUAUGGCAGCAUUUAAAUCUCCCACUGUAUGGAUCCUUGCAUUAUUCCUCUGUUCAUAUAAUGGUAUCGAGUUUAGUUAUAGUGGCUGGUUGGUAACAUAUAUGAUUCGUGAGCGUCAUGCCAAUCCUAAAACGGUUGGCCUGAUUUCGACAACAUUCUGGACUGGUCUGUCUUCCGGAAGACUUUGUCUUGGAUUUAUCACUGGCAGAUUUAAAAGUCUCAAUAGAGUGGUCCUUACCUACAUGGCUAUUGCAUUUAUUUUUCAUUGCGUGUUCUGGCUAGAUCACAAAGUGACAAUCAUUCUCAGUGGUUUGUUUAUAGCUAUAGUGGGAGUGUUUAUUGGGCCCAUAUACCCCUCCACCAUGGUUAUGGCCACUACCAAACUACCAAGAAACAUGCAUGUAUCUGGAAUUUCUACUGCCGCUGCUCUAAGUGGUUGCGGUUCGGCGGUAUUUCCUGUUGUCAUAGGUGGGUUUAUUAACCGGUUUGGAGCAUCAGUUUUGCUGCCAAUUAUCUUCAUGUUUUAUAUAAUUGCGACCAUGUUAUGGAUAUCUCUGUCAAUGGUGAAGUCGUACACUAGUGAAGAGGAUGACAGUGAAUCCAAUUAA